UGGUGGAUGCGGAUCGUGGGGGCCGCUAGUGCGUGCCGUCAAACUGCUGAUCAAAGAACCGCGCUGAACCGCGCUUCCAUCGGCAGCGGCGAGCUCGCGUCCCGUGGUCCGCCAGGCUCGCGCGUCGCGUACCGGCGAUCGUUCCCCGAAAUUCGUAUGUCGCGGAGUGAGACGGACGAGCGUGCCAGUGAUAGAAGAGGGCGCCGCGUUUCCUCGCUUGACGCGCGCGAGACCCAAGGCCCAAGGGUGCCCCGUCCCGCCGCAUAACACGCCGCAUAACGCGCCGUCUGCGCUCAUAACCUCGACCGUGCAAACAAACCGUCCACGGCAGCCGGAAGCGAGAAUCGGGUCGGGUUCCCCGCCGGCCGCGAAAUCGACGCCCAUUGGACGGAUGCGACAUCGAGAAGGGCCCGCGGUCCCGCGUAAAUAGAGGGAUCCUCGCUCCCCGGCGGAGUCGCGGACCCCCCGGUAACCUCUCCGGGUCGAGAGCCAAUCGCGUUCCUCCGCGGCGCUCGGGAUUUUCGACCGGGCCGCGCCUGACGGUUCCUUGCCCCCUCCGCGGAACUCGCCCUCGGGGCCGUUAAGGUUAGGUUCGGCGACGCGGGCCGCCACCCGAGGCCCCCGAGCCCGGUGAGAGUGCCAUCCCCGAGCGAGUUUACGAACCUUCGGCGAGGUUCUCUCUUGGCCCGGAUCGGAGCUGCGCGAAUACGCGAGAUUCGCCCCGACGGCCGAGGUGACCCCGCGCGGGCACCGCGUCCGGGUACUUUGCGCUCCCGUGCUCCGAGGGUAGCGCGCUCGCGGAGUAUAUACGGCGUGAUGAAAAAAUGAUGUGAUCGAGGGUCAACAUGGCGGCACCCAUGUUAAUGUGGAAGCGGAUCACGAAUCCCACCGGGCCCCAGCCUAGACCCCGACACGGGCACAGGGCCGUCGCCAUUAAGGAUCUCAUGGUCGUUUUCGGCGGCGGUAACGAGGGCAUCGUCGACGAGCUUCAUGUCUACAAUACGGCCACGAACCAAUGGUUUGUCCCUUCGACGAAAGGAGACAUUCCACCUGGGUGUGCCGCGUAUGGAUUUGUCGUGGAUGGCACCCGUAUCCUGGUAUUCGGUGGCAUGGUUGAGUAUGGUAAAUACUCUAAUGAACUUUAUGAACUACAAGCGAGCAGGUGGGAGUGGAAGAGACUAAAACCCAAACCCCCGAAGCACGACCCACCGCCAUGUCCAAGAUUGGGGCACAGUUUCACUCUGAUCGGUAACAGAGUUUUCCUCUUCGGAGGACUAGCCAAUGACAGUGACGAUCCCAAGAACAACAUACCGAGAUACUUGAAUGACCUAUAUACCCUGGAGCUUCUCCCUAAUGGUGCAACGGCUUGGGAGGUUCCUCAGACGCAUGGACAUGCUCCUCCGCCAAGGGAGUCGCACACAGGAGUGGCCUACACCGAUCGCAAUACAGGAAAAUCCUGCCUAGUUAUUUACGGUGGUAUGAGUGGUUGCCGCUUGGGAGAUUUGUGGUUCCUUGACGUCGACUCGAUGACUUGGAACAAGCCCGUAGUGCACGGUCCAACGCCAUUGCCACGGUCCCUCCAUACGGCUACGUUGAUAGGUCAUCGUAUGUACGUUUUCGGAGGCUGGGUGCCCCUGGUCGUUGACGACGUUAAAGUGGCAACGCACGAAAAAGAGUGGAAAUGUACCAGCACCCUCGCUUGCCUGAACUUGGAGACCCUAACGUGGGAGCAGUUGACCGUCGACUCCCUGGAAGAAAACGUUCCCCGUGCUCGUGCUGGUCAUUGUGCAGUCGGAGUACACAGCAGGCUCUACGUAUGGUCUGGGAGAGAUGGUUACCGCAAAGCAUGGAACAACCAGGUUAGGGUAUGCUGUAAGGACCUUUGGUAUCUGGAGGUCAGCAAACCCCCGGCCCCGUCCCGCGUCCAGUUGGUCCGAGCGUCCACCCAAUCUCUGGAAGUGAGUUGGACGGCGACACCUUCCGCCCAGUACUACAUCUUGCAGAUCCAGAAGUACGACAUGCCGCCGGCGACAGGCUCCUUCCCGGCGGGUAACGCGCCUGCGAGCGUGCCAUCGACGACUCCAACGUCGGCAGCGACCGCAAUACCGGUGCCAGUGACCACCACCCCGCCGACAACGACCGUGGCGUCCCUUCCAUCGACGCCAACCCUCGCGAAAGCGACGAUACCUCAGACCCCGGUUAGGAUACAGCAGACCACAGUGCCGAGCCCCGUACAAAAGCCCGUAUCGACGUCUCCGGCGGUUACGAAACCGGCGAGUCCAUUGACCCCGAGGGUGGCUGGCAAUCUGAUACGAAUUCGCUCUCCCAUGGUCACGACUCCCCAGGUUGCCGCCAAUCCGGAGCAAACUCCUGCCCCGACGCCUCCUACCACGACCGCGGCCGGUCAGUCGCCGAGCGCCAUGUCUGGGAUCGCGGCGCUCGCAGCGGCCGCUGCCGCGACCCCGAAGAUCAGUAUGAACAACGUGCCGAUACUGCCCCCUACGGCAGGCAACGCGAUAAGGAUGAAGAACGUCCAGCCGGGUCAACAAAUCAGGUUCGCGGCGCCCGGAGCCACGGUCCUGCGCACGGCUUCGCCCCAGCAGAGCAAACAGAUCAUUCUCCAGAAACCCGGGCAAAACAUCACGGGCCAGCCGCAGAUCGUGCACCUGCUCAAGACCGGCCAAGGCAUGGUAGCCACCGUACCCAAAGUCAGUCUGAUUCCAGGAAAGACCGUCCAGGCUGCCGGGGCGAAGCCCCUAAACCAGGGACCCACGAUACUCAGACUGGUCAACCCGAACACGGUAGCCGGGUCGAAGAUUCUCACGACCAUGAAGACCUCGAGCAUCGUAGCGAUGAGCAAAGGUCAGAGCAUCACUGGCAAGCAGACCAUCAUGAUCACCAAGCCCGGAGGAAACGGGGGCCUAGUAGGGAGGACCAAUCAGAUCAUCGUUGUGACCACUGGGUCCGGGCUGAGAGCCGUCCAAGCAGUGACCACCUCUCAAGCUGGCUCCGGUCAAGGCGGCAACAUCACCACUCCCGUUAACGUCCUUCCUUUAUCCGCCACCAAUCACGUGGCAAACCAGCAAGGAGUCAAGAUGAUCGUGGUGUCUUCCGGUGCCAUGGGAGGCGGCACCGCAGGUAAACCCAUCACCAUUACCGUGCCCGGCCAGGGCGGAGUCCCAAAGACCGUGACCAUCGCCACGAAGGGCAGUCAGCAGGCGAUUUUCAAUCCUGGAAAGAGUCAGCUGGUAACGGUUCCGCAGAUUCAGAAGGCUCCGGAGACCGUUGCAGUCUCCGGGAAGCCGGUGACUCUGCAGAUGUCUGGAGGUAUCGGAGCGAAGACCGUCACUCUCAUGCCCACGAGCAGUUCUAUCGUCACCACGGCAGGAACCGGUGAUUCCAUCGACACCAGCAAGAUGCUGUUCGUUCCUUCCCAGAAGACUCCUUCGGCUUCGCUAGUUACAGCUUCGACGUCGGACGGACCGGCAACGACGGACGCAGCCUUGGCGGCACUGGCGGCCGAAGCAGGCUUGAUAGACCCUGUCCAGGAAUCAUCGGGCGGGUUGUCGUUCAUGGUGGCAACGGAUGACACCGGAGCCGACGCGAAGGCCGAGGAGAGCUGCAACGGCAACGAAGCGGCCUCUGCUGCCACCCUGGUGUCGCAAAUGACGGCCGGGGAGCCGAUGCAAGUGGAUGGGGACGGGAACUUCGUAAUUCCUCAGGUGGACGGUACCGCCGAUCUUCUGCUGUCCGAUGACGAGAACGAGAACGCGGAGUUGGAGGAGGAGCCUUCCGUCCAAAACCCCGUGGAAUCCCCUCUGGCCGAAGCCGAAGAAUCUCAAGAGGCGGAACAAGAGACGAGUGCCCUCUUCAUGGAGAGUACGGAGCACCCCGAAGAUUCCGCGAUCAAGGAGACCGGGGAGGUAUCACCUAGGGCAGAAACUGCAGAAGUUGCUCCGACGACGAUCCCGGUUAGCGGUGCGGAUCCAGCACUGGUGGUACCAACCGAGAUAGAAGCGAGCAACGACGAAGUAGCUGCCGAAGACCCCGAGGAGCUGGAACCACCCAGCGAAAGCGACAUGCCUACAGUCGGCGAGCAGUCUUCCGAGGAUGCCUCGGUAAAGGCUGAACUUUCCGCCCUCCAGUUGCCCGCGGAAAAGGAGGAUUCCCCUCGAGAAGAUGCGGAACCAGUUGCGGAUAGCAACGAGACCGAGGAAGCUAAAGUCGAAGAAGCUUCCGAGGAUGCCGCGACGAUAACUCCUGCGGAGGUCGUCAAACCGUCCGGCCUGGAAACGCCGACCGACGGCGAUGUCACGUCGCAAGGGAUGCACGCCUUGCACGACGAACCCGAAGAAGAGAAGGAAGAUUCCGAGGCGGAAGAGGCGGAGUCGAACCUUCCCAAAGAAGAGGAACACCCUAUAAAAACGGAAAUUCGGGAUGAGCCUAUGGUGACGGAUGCACUCACACCGACUGACAAUAGCGAGCCCGAAGCCGAACCCGCGAUGGUCCCCGUGAUGCAGUUUAAAAUCGAGACUGCCAACGAACCGAUGGAACAGGACAAGCCCGACAUACCGAUCUCCGUUGCCAAUGGAAUCGGUGCGCCCGACAGCGAAACCGAGUCUCCGUUGAAUCAGCUGAGACUGACCACCAAGUCCGUCGGCAGGGAAGACCUCGCCGUUAAAGUCAAGAAACAAGACUCCAAGCUGGAAAAGGAGAGCGAAGACCCGGAACCCAGAGACGAUUCCACGGCCCUGACUACUCUCGCCACGGCAGCUCUGGGAACUGCCGAGCAACCAGUUAAACCAAAACUCGAACCGACCGACGAAGAGAAAAAGGAAGCCGAAUGGUACGACGUGGGUAUCGUGAAAGGAGUUACCUUUACCGUGCAACAUUACUAUUUACCCGGGGACGAACCGUUGGAUAUAACGCAGCCGUUGUCAGCGGACGUAUUCAAGGGACGAACCAAAGUACCUUUAGAACCUGGCACUGCCUAUAAAUUUAGAGUGGCUGCUGUGAAUAGCUGCGGUCGAAGUGCCUGGAGCGAGGUGUCGGCAUUCAAGACCUGCCUUCCAGGAUUCCCGGGUGCGCCGAGCGCGAUAAAGAUCUCGAAAUCGGCGGACGGUGCCCAGUUGUCCUGGGAGCCCCCGCCAAGUAACCUCGGCCCCAUAUUGGAGUACUCGGUUUACCUGGCGGUGAGAAGUGCCAGUGCGGUGUCGAACAAUGCCGGAGAGGCUACGACGGUGUCGACGACUCCGACACAGCUGGCCUUCAUCAGGGUCUACUGCGGGCCCACCAACGCGUGCUCGGUGACCAACCACACUCUCAGCGUGGCCCACGUGGACAUGACCACGAAGCCGGCCAUCAUAUUCAGAAUAGCUGCCCGAAACGACAAGGGAUACGGACCCGCUACCCAGGUCAGGUGGCUGCAAGACCCGACCACGGCCGUUAAGAGCAAUCCACAGGUGAAGCGACCGGGCACGGACGUUCGUUCGCAGGCGAACUCCCCCCAAAAGAGGGUGAAACCGGAAACGGCGAGCGACAACUUCUCGUGAGCUAUAACGCGUGCUCCCUCGCCCGGGCACAGCCUCCCUUCCCAGCCCUCCUAACCCCUCGAGUCCUUCUCGAGCAGCGCGAUUCGCGGUUUCAUUUCUGUCGGUACACCCGAGUAGGACGGGAACGUCUCUCAUGGAUGCAACGUCGUCUCGAGUGGGGACACGGGGAGAUUCAAAGGAGAGGAAGAAGAAGAAGAAAUAAGGAGAGGGCCGAUCGUGGACGAGAGGUCGGGAGGCCGAAGGGAGGUCCGCCUCGGCGGCACGUAAAAUGGUGACAAAUAUUCGGAGAAAGGGAGAAGGAAAAAGUGUAACGACCUUUGCGUGUCGUCGGUACGUUUGUCGGAUCUCGCGCGGCGAGACGACGUCGAGUGCUACGCGAGUUCUUAGCGAAAGAGAGAUAAUUUAUAAGGGAGUCCCGCGUCCGUGGAGGCCUUCGCCAAGGCGCGCGACCCUCGCUUGUCGAACCGCCCGCGGAUCCGGGAAUUUGUAAAAAGAAGAAUCCAUUAAUAUCGUUGAUAAAUAAGUAAGUUGGUUAUUUUCGAGGCGAGUCGCCGAUCACGGAUUUGUAGGGCGUUGUAGAGGGGUUCGCACCGCGGGAGCGGGUCGACUUGCGCUUCGAGGAUAAGGAAGACACCGAGGACGAGGCACUUCUCUGAUUUCUCUCUUCUCUCUCUCUCGAUCUUUCUCUCCGUGACUCUUUCUCCUCCUUUUUAGCUCGGCACCGCUCACCAGGAAUAGGUGAUUUCAUCGACUACGCGUGCAUCGAUGAGCGGUUCUCGUCAACUGUUUCGCCGACUGACGUUUUUGACACGUCGUUUCCAUCGCGACCGUUCUCCAGCGUUUUUCAUCGGCCAUUUCUUGCUCCGAGAUUAUUAACGCUGUGAGGGCUGGGGUCUAGUCUGGGACUGUUUACGUAUCGACGACUGUGCGUAAUUUAGAGCAAGGAGUGGUCGUCGAUGGAUGCUGCAGGGUUCUGAGAUGAAACGAUUUAUCGAAGGGCAUGGACGAUGCGUCGACGAAACAGCUGUAGAUCUUCUUGUCGGUGAGGUGAAAUAAACCCGGUUUAUAUUGGGAACCGUAAGGUCUGUUACUGAUUUCCUCUGGCGAACCGUAAUGCACCCUGUUCCUCUAGCCAUGUACGUAAUGACAACCUUCAAUGGUCUUAUCAAGCGCACUACUUUUUAAAUGAAAAAUACAGGACCAAACGGAAAGGCGGUGUACAGUGUUUGUGGUUUAAGUUGAUCGGUUAUCUUUUGUUAAUCCUGACGCCGACCACUAUGCUAUAUAUAUAUUUUUUUUUUUCAUUUUAACUCGACACUCGAGUGUACUUAUCUACCGCCAUAAGAGAAACGAGAUCCGUCUGUGGUUGUUUUCCUUUUCGGGAUAUCACGCGUGAUUAGCAAAAGGAUAUAUAGGUGCUACUCUCGAUUCGUCUCGCUUUUGUUACUGUCGAAUUUGGAAUUGUACAUAGUAUGCAAGGGCAGCAUGUACGGUGCAGCACAUCGAUGAACAAUUUGACACACAAGCCUCGUGUCGUACCAUGUCUCAUAUAUAUAUAUUUGUAGUUAUUUAAAUGCGGGAGCGUAAUAAUUUAUAUUAGCAAAGGUGUUUGUGUCGUUAACUUAAGGCGAAAUCCUCAAACGAGUAUUUAGUUGUCUUUUCUUCCCCUUGUAAAAAAAUAAGAUGCCAACGCGAAAUUACUGUCGAAAAUAUGAUGCUAUUUUGUCGAGGUAAAGGUAAUAUACCAUUUUAAGGAUAUGUGGGUGCCUAUCGAGUUAGCGAUUUUUAUAGAGGUAAUCUAGCGUAAAUGUACAUAGGAAUUAUUAUGGGAAGCAGUAUGGACGAUGACCGUGUCGUGUAAUCGAUUCUUAACGAGUCCAUGACAUCGAUAAGGAUCGGUAUCUUGCAUACGUGGGGGGAUUUGGUAGGUUUUAAAGCUGUGUAAUUAUUUAAGGAAUUAAGGAGAGCUGGGUCUAACUCGGCCACGCAUUGAUUAACUCUUGUACCGAAAGUUUUACAAUUUCGCGUAACCUGGGUGGUGGGCGUACUGCAAAAUUAAGUCCUCGUGAGUCUUUUACACGUAUGCAACUUUCGAUUGACUAAUAAAAAUUCACGGUCGUCGUGUAUAGGGCUUCUGAUUAUACACGGGGAAUCGCUUAACAUUUUCACCUGGACUGUUGAUUAUUCGUCGCAUCGGUAAAUGGUCAGACCAAAAAUUGCGUAAUGUUUUUUCGAAUCGAAACUUUCCAACAUGGUAGUGCCAAGUGAUCCACCGUGUAUAUUACCUAAAUCCAGUUUUACGGAAUUAUUACAACACGUCGCCGUAAACGUUUCAUGCGCUUGUCCGUGCUGUGUCUCCGGUGAUCAAAAACUGUUUCUUCUUCGGCAGUAAUGAUGUGCGACGAGCCCUGCUUAAAUUUUUCUACAAAUUCGAUAAAAUGGAAGUACGCCAACCUACUAGCGAAAAAAAAAAAAAACGGAAACGUCCAGCACAAAAUUAUUGGGAUGUUGAAAACUUCCCAUUAAAUGAAUCGAAGCCCCUUCGAACUUGUGCUGGACGGUUUUCCGAUAACUUUCGUACUUUUCACGCGAAGGAGAACUUUAAGCAAGGGAACCAUACUAUCCUAAAGCUCGAGUUUUCCUCCUUGUAAGUUUUUGGAAAAAGAGCAGCAGAUAAUACCAAGAUUUCGACACUCACUGUGCGUCGCGCCCUAGAAUAAUUACUCGCCGAUAAACGACCGACGAUGCUGUCUGUGUCAUUUUGUAGAAUCGAAUGAUCGAUCUGUACGACUGCGGGGAAUUUUGAGGGACGUUAAACAAGGAAAGGCGUGAUUUUACUCCGAGGCAAAAGCCUCGUACAUAGCGUCGACCGUACACUCAUAGUUUUCCAAGAGUUUAUAAAAAUCGAUAUCUUAUCCAUGCCGAUUGAUAAUAAAAGAAAUCGAUGUUUAGCCAA
This is a messenger RNA of Orussus abietinus, 8508 nucleotides long. It is a transcript of the gene Hcf, whose product is annotated as host cell factor 1. Gene Ontology annotation, molecular function: transcription coactivator activity; protein binding. Gene Ontology annotation, cellular component: histone methyltransferase complex. The record is from RefSeq and is a predicted model, not a curated record. Lineage: Eukaryota; Metazoa; Arthropoda; Insecta; Hymenoptera; Orussidae. The transcript has 9 exons. The coding region runs from base 846 to 5552 and encodes 1568 amino acids. Gene Ontology annotation, biological process: regulation of DNA-templated transcription; chromatin remodeling.